Nezara viridula (southern green stink bug) is the source of this 6591-nucleotide messenger RNA. Lineage: Eukaryota; Metazoa; Arthropoda; Insecta; Hemiptera; Pentatomidae. The record is from the annotation of a GenBank genome assembly.
CUGUGGUUCACUCCUCACUGGACUUUUGACAUAGGCAUUGAGGAGAUAAGGCAAUGGAUCAGAGGAGUGAGGUAGUGAUAUCUGGCAUCUCAGGGCGAUACCCAGGAGCUAAUAACACAGAAGAACUAUGGAAGAUAUUGGUUGAAGGUCAAAAUGUGAUAUCGUAUGAUGCGGAAGAAAAACAAAGUAUCUUAAAUAUAACAAGAUACUCAGGAAAACUGCCUGGUAAAAAAAGUUUCGACCACACACACUUCGGAAUACACACUAGGCUUGCUGAGAAGAUGGACAUUAAUACCUGCGUUAUUCUGGAAACUGCAUUUACAGCCAUUUGUGAUUCAGGAGUAAAUCCUUAUGAUUUAUCUGGUAAAGAAAUCAUGGUUGCUGUUGGAUCAGGUCCAUCAAAAUACGAUCUUAUUUACUCUGUUGAAAAGGCUAAUAAUGGUUUUAGCAUUGUUGGAGGAAGUCAAUGUAUGAUGGCUAACAGAUUGUCUCAUACUUUAAACCUUAAAGGUCCAAGUUACAACAUUGAUGGUUCUUGGAAUGGAAUGUUACAAGGAUUAAGAUAUGCCUAUUCACUUGUAUCCAGUGGCAUGGCUGAAGCUGCUAUUGUUGGUUGUGCAAAUGUAGAAAAGUUAGAUGAAUGCUCUUUUCACUACCAACAAAUGGGACGUAUUAAUGAUGAUGGAAAAACAAAAUGUUUCUCUGAUGAUGCUGAUGGAUAUACCAGAUCAGAAGGUUGUGUUGUAUUUUUCGUACAAAGAAAACAAGAUGCCCAACGAAUUUAUGGAACUGUCUUAGACAUUACAAUUGGAGAUUGUUACAAUAAAAAUCUUCCCCCUGCCGAUUUAGAUGCAGAGAAUGUUGAAAAAGUGUUAAGAAAGUCUUAUGAUAAAGCUCCAAAUCUUGUAAAAGAAUUGUCAUACAUAGAAUGUUCUGGAGAAGCAAUGAAAUAUUGGGAUAAAGUUGAACUGAACAAAAUAUCAAAUGUCUUGCUGAAAGGAAGAGAUAAACCUCUACUAAUUGGAUCAAUCAAAUCUAAUGUGGGCCACUGUGAAGACGCAGCUGGUGGUGUAGCUCUAGUUAAGGCAUUGUAUACUUUUGACAAAGGAGUCAUACCUCCAAACCUGCACUAUUCAACAUCUAAUAAUGAUGUCCCAGCUCUCAAGAGUGGAGCGAUGAAGGUGGUUACAGAGCCUACCAAACUGGAGGGAGAUGUUAUUGGAGUUAACACAUAUUCAGCAUAUGGAUCAAUGUCUCAUGUUAUUAUUAAAAGGAAUCCAAAAGCCAAAAAAAGGGAACCCAAAGUAGGAGUUUUGCCGGAUGGUCUCCCCAGACUUUUCGUUGCUUCAGCUAGAAACGAAGAAGGCAUUAAACAUAUUUUAAAAACAGUACAAGAGAUGCCUAUUGAUGAAGAAUUUAUAGCAUUGGGUCACAGAUUGUUUCGAAAUGUAAUUAGACCACAUCCAUUUCGUUGUUACACAAUAUUGAAUGACAAAGGCGAAGUAAUUAAUGAAAUGAAGGAAUAUAACAUGCAUAAAAGACCUAUUUGGUAUGUAUUUUCUGGAAUGGGUUCUCAAUGGACUGGUAUGGGUGCAAAACUUAUGGAAAUUCCCAUCUUUGCCAAUGCAAUUCAUAAAUGCCAUGAAAUACUCAAACCAUUGGGCAUAAACCUCAUUGAUGUAAUAACAACUACUGAUCCAUCAGUUUUUGACAAUAUAUUAAAUUCAUUUGUGGGAAUUGCUGCAGUUCAAAUUGGUCUGGUAGACAUAUUAAAUGAAAUUGGAUUAGUACCUGAUGGAAUUUUAGGACAUUCAGUUGGAGAAUUAGGAUGUGCAUAUGCUGAUGGAUGUUUCACUGCAGAACAAAUGAUUUUGGCAGCUUAUGCUCGUGGAAAGGCCUCACUGGACGCAGAGCUGAUUCCUGGAAUGAUGGCUGCUGUUGGUAUGGGCUAUAAUGAUAUAAAAGAUUGUUUACCUGAAGGAAUUGAUGUGGCCUGUCGAAAUUCAGCAAUAAGUUGCACUUUGUCUGGACCUACUUCAUUAAUGGAGGAAUAUGUUUCUUCUAUUAAAGAAAAAGGAGUAUUUGCUAAGUUGGUGAAUGCUUCUAAUAUAGCCUACCACAGCAGAUAUAUUCAACCGGCUGCUCCAUCUCUUCUGGAAAGUUUGAAAAAGGUCAUACCUGAGCCUAAGAAGAGGUCAUCAAAAUGGAUAUCUACUUCGGUUCCCAAAAAAGAUUGGGAAACUGAAGCAGCAAUGUACAGUUCAGCAGAAUAUCACACAAAUAACCUUCUUGGUAGUGUCUUAUUUGAAGAAGCUUCAGAAUAUGUGCCAAAGGAUGCUAUUGUGGUUGAAAUAGCUCCUCAUGGAUUGUUACAAGCUAUAAUAAAAAAAUCUAUGCCAGAUGCAAUACAUGUUCCUCUAACACAUCGAGCACAACCAGAUGGUGUAAUUUACCUGCUGUCUGCCCUUGGAAAGUUAUAUCUAGAAGGAGUUGUUUUGGAGAUUGAUAAGUUAUAUCCACCUGUUGAAUUUCCUGUUUCUCGCGGGACUGCAUCUUUUGAGCCUUUCAUUUUUUGGAAUUACGGUCUUGCUGUGAGCAACACAUUAGCACCUAGCAUAGCUUAUUCAAAGAACAUCAAUAUUGAAUUUACUAGUGAAAAGUACUCGUACCUCAAAGAAUGUACUGUAAAUGGCCAACCCUACAUUCCACCUUCAAUUUACUUGGAUUUAGUAAUAGAUCAUUAUAAAUCUCUGAAUGAAACUAAGGAGCCAAUUGUUAUAGAAGAUUUUAAAGUGUUAUGCAAUCCAAAUGUAACUGAUGGUGUUUGCCAAUUAUAUCUUUGCCUGCAAAACGGAUGUGGUGAUUGGGAAUUAUGUCAAGAUUCAGUGGAAGUAUCACAUGGAGGAAAAAUGCGUUGGAUUAAAAAUAUGCCAACAAACAGACAACUUUCUGUGGAUGGCACCAUUGUUUCCAAAGAUGAAAUUUACAGUUACCUUUCUAGCAAAGGAGUAGAAAUCGGAACAUCUUGUCAACUUAUCCAGUCAUUGACAGUGUCUGAUAAAGGAAGUUCUGCAAAAAUACUCUGGAAUGGCAAGUGGACUACAUUUAUGGACAGUAUUAUGUUGUUAUGUUCUAUAUUGGAAGCAGAUGACAAAUCCAAGCUGAAAUUAUUCUACAAGCUUCAACGUAUUUCAAUAGACUAUGAUAAUCUUAAUUUUGAGCUGAACAAAGAAAUCACUGUGUCAUUUGAAAAACAUUCUGGCUUAAUAUAUUGUGAUGGAUUGGAAAUUUUAUACCCUGAGUUGAAACGUUCCAAUGUCCCAAAAAGGCUUUCAAAGGAUAUAGUCUGUAGCACAUUAAAAACCAUACCAUAUUUAUCACUGAACACUACUGAGACGGACUCAAUAUUCGAUUAUAGCUUAGAGGUAUUGGUACAAAAUAUGAAGAAAGCUGUCUCAGUUCCAAAGAUAUAUAUUAUUGAAGUUAACGUAGGAACGGAUUUACAUAAUCGAAUUCUUCAUGCUGUUGAGAAAAAAAAUGGUAUUAAGGUUGAGAUCUUGAAAGUAGGAGGAGCUGAAAAUUUAAAUGAAUGUGGUUCGGAAGAUGAAUACUUCUCCGUCCUGAUCAUAAAUGCUUCAAAAGAACUAAAUAAUCCUGUAAAAAUUUUAAAGCAGGUCGAACAUGGUUAUCUUCUAUUAUUAAACCAAACUCCACCUCCAUCGCUUGUCCCAGUACUAGAACAAAAGAACGCCUCUAAUUCAUUUUAUUUGUGCAAAUUGAAUUCAGAUUUUACUGUGACACCAAAUUUUGUUCUACUCUCGGACCCAUCUUGGAGAAGAACUUUAGAAAUAAAAUUGUCACAGGAUGACAACAUUGUUUAUUUAGUCGGUACAUCAGUGUCCUUAGCAACUAUCCACAAACUUGUUGCAGAUAGUGAAAGAAUGCCUAAUUCUUCCCGUAUAAGAUAUGUGUUUUUUGACAAAGAAACAUUUGAUCUCUCUAAGCAUGAAAGUCAGCUAGCUAAAGAUCUGAAGAUUAACAUUCAUCUCAAUGGACAUUGGUGUACGUAUGGAUGGAAUUCAGGCAUUAUCAAUACAGACCAUAAAAAGACAGAGUCAGACAUUUUCCCAUUUUCUAAUUUAAGAUGUCCAGGAACCAGUUUAAAUACAAUAGGAAUUAAUCUGGCUGAUGUUUGUGGAGUCGAUAAGAAGAUCGGAGUCAUGGAAUAUGUAGGUGAAAAGGAUGGAAGAAAAGUGUGCGGCUUAGCAACAUUGUCAGAUAAAACAAAAACUCUUCUUCCUGAUAAUCAACUUUCUUGGCCCAAACCGAAAAAUUGGAGUGAUAGCGAGAUUGCUUCAGUUCUGUUACCUUAUACAAUGGCCUAUUACAUUUUAAAAGUCGAUAACAAAAUGGUUGAUCAAAAAUCAAUUUAUGUGACUGAAGCUGUACAUCCUCUCUCUCAAGCUAUUAUUAGAACUGCAUUAAAAAGUAAAAUGAAUGUAUUUACUACUUAUGAUAAUUCAAAGGAGAAGGAUUGGAUCAAACAAACCUUUCCCCAGAUUCCUGAAGAUAAUCUUAUUAAUAUUAAUAACAAGCAGGUUGAUGUAAUGAUGAAAAUAAAAUUUGGAGGGGAAGGUUUUCCAAUAGUAGUGAAUACAUCAUCUGAUCCUUGUAUGGUUGAAAAAUGUCUAGGGCUUAUUGCCUUUGCUGGAAAAUGUUACCAAAUCAGCUUAUCUCCAUUGAAAACAGAUGAAAAAAUAGGUAUGUUUAUAUUUCUUAGACAAAAUACUAUGACCGGCUUAAGCCCAGAAUCACUAUUGCAGAUAAGCGAAGAAGAAAAGGAACAAUUGAGGCACUUUGUGGCUCAAGGUUUUCAGUCAGGAGAGAUAAAACCUUUACCAUCAAAACAAUUGACCAACAAACACUUGAAUAUUGAUGCCAUAUCUCUCCUCAGGGAAAAAAAAUCAUUACCUACGAAAUUGAUAGUUAACAUGGAAAAGAAACUCCCUGCAAAUAUACUUUCCUCAUAUUUCACAGCUUCUCCUGAUAAUAGUUACCUUAUCAUAGGAGAUACAAUGAAUAUGUGGAUCCAGGUUUGUGAGUGGCUCACCAAAAGAGGAGCUCAGAACAUUUAUCUAGUCUUAAGGAAGCAUUCAUUUACCAGUUCUUCCAAUCAGCAAUUAAACAGACUGUUGCACUCCAAUCCUUUACUCAAUCUGAACUUACUUUCAAUAAAGCGAAUCAAUGAUAGAGAAUCAAUUGAUGGUUUACUAAAGGAAAUAAAUACCAGCUACAGACUUUCUUCUGUAUUUGUUAUUGGAGAGGAAAAUGAAGCUGUCGUAAAAAAUCUUUGUGUUUCUAAAGAAAGAUUCUCAUUGGUAUCCCUUAAAUCUGGUGGAGAAGCUGAAUGUGAUGCACGCUCUGCAUCCGGGAUACCUUCUUUAGCCAUUUCCACAGUUGAUAGUCUUUUAAAAUCAGAUUUAAUAGUAUCUACUCUUGAUUAUUUGAUUGCCCAGGAGAAACCAGUCAUUUACUUGUCGGAACUGAAAGCAACACAAACACAAGUACACGAUCUCACCAUGUCUGAAUACUUCCAAAGUUUGCCUAAUACAUCUGAUGACUUACUACAAUUAAUAAAUAAUGUAGAAAAAGCCACCUGGAAAGAAGUCAGAACGAGUAGUUUCAAUUCUAAAUAUGCUAGGGAAACCAAUCCUGUGUUUAUUUUAUCAACUCUCAGAAAAAGUGAAUUUGAAAAAUUUAUACCUUCAUUAUUUUAUUCAGCAUUUGAAGCAAUAAUUCCUUCAAGCUCUAAUAAUAUCACUGACAUAGCCAACCAACUUUCUCAGGAAAUCCUUAAAUUAAAGAUUAAUGAAAUUUCCCUGAUAUGCAGUGAUUGGGCUUGGUCUCUUGGAUUUAUUAUUGCUCAAAUUCUAGAGGAGCAAGAUAAAACAGUUGCCCUUAUAGUUGUGGAUUCAUCAGCUAAAAGAACUUCAAAGUCCUUAAUUCAAAAUUAUAUUUCUGCAAUGAAAUUGAAGUUGUUAAGAAAUGAAGAACCAAAAAUUUCAAAAGGUUUGCAAGUUCUAGAGAAUAGACUUGAUUUCAUGCAUUUACCAUUGGCUAAUGGUCCUCAUAUCUAUAAGGGACUCUUGCAUAUCAUAGUACCAGAUUCAGAAGAACAUUAUGACACUAGCAUAAUGGAACAGCAUUGUGAGAGACCAAUAAGAAUCCAUGCGAUUCCCUCAACUAACUUCUCUACCUUGCUGCAUGAAAAGAAGACUUCAAAGGUAAUCAAUUCGCUGGUGUUAUUUGAGCAUAAGACUGCAGGCCGAAAAGUGAAGAAACAAUAUUUUGAAAAAGGCAUUAUUGAACAUGCAUAUAAAUCAAGAGAUGGUCUACAAAGGAUUCAAUAAAGCUUUUAAUUAGUCUUAUGUAUCUUUUAAUUUCGUAUGAACCUACUAUUAAUUUAUUGAAUGUUAGAUUGUUACUAUCAAAUAUCAAACAGAUAAUAAAUUUGUGGUAUUGGCUUUAACUCAACUGAAAGUGAUCAAAAUAAAUGUACAAUAAUUAAACAAAAACUGUUGAAAAGUUGCA